GUUGUUUUCUUGCGCUUCCAGGGGGAGGAGAACGCUCACCGGUAGCUACAGCGUUCGUGACAUCACUCGUCGCCAUUGGGAUAGACAAAGCGGCGGCGAGCAGCAGCGAAGGAUGCCGAGUCCUACACCGGGACCACCACCGGCAAAAAUGUUCCCUUUUCCUAUUUUGCACCUAAAAUUACCGAUCGUCCUGCAUUAGGCUAACACCCGGUUCAGCCAUUUUGAUGAAGCCGAAAAAGACCAGAGCGCGGAAGCAGGUGGCGAUUCAGAGGGAGAAUGUACUGGGGUGUUGGCUUCGCCUCCUCCCGGUCAUGUGUGGUUGAUCUUGGCCGGAAUCAGAGCUUCUCCUUCGGGCUCUGUGGCUCCAAUGAGCACUACUCCUUUUAUGGGUACAUUGUCGCCUUCCCUCUGCAGGACUACGGCGGGAUCAUGUCGGGUCUCGGGUCCGACUCCUGGUGGAAGAAAACCCUCUAUCUGACCGGUGGGGCUCUGCUCGCCGCCGCUGCCUAUCUACUGCACGAACUGCUAGCUAUCAGGAAAGAGCAGGAGAUGGACUCCAAAGAUGCUAUCAUUCUUCACCAGUUCUCUCGGCCCAAAAGUGGGGUUCCCAGCCUCUCCCCUUUCUGUUUGAAGUUGGAGACCUACCUGCGCAUGGUUGACCUACCCUACCAGAAUUACUUUGAUGGGAAGCUGUCUCCGCAGGGCAAGAUGCCCUGGAUCGAGUACAACAAUGAGCAGGUGUCCGGGACGGAGUUCAUCAUCGACUUCCUGGAGGAGAAGCUGGGAGUCAACCUCAACAAGAGCCUGAGUCCACAGGAGAAGGCUGUGUCCCGCGCCGUCACCAAGAUGGUGGAGGAGCACUUCUACUGGACCAUAGCGUACUGUCAGUGGGUGGAUAACCUGGAGGAGACUCAGAAGAUGCUGGCGGUGAGCGGGCCCCUGAGUGACCUUCUCAAGUGGAUCCUGAGUCACCUGACCGGCGGCAUCGUGAAGCGCGAGAUGUACGGUCACGGCAUCGGACGCUUCUCCAAGGAGGAGGUGUACGCCCUGAUGGAGAAAGACAUGCGGACGCUGGCCACCCUGCUGGGUGAUAAGAAGUAUAUCAUGGGUCCGAAGAUGUCGACUGUGGACGCCACAGUGUUCGGUCACCUUGCCCAGGCCAUGUGGACGCUGCCAGGCACCCGGCCUGAACAGCUCAUCAAAGGUGAGCUGAUCAACCUGGCCAUGUACUGCGAGCGGAUCCGCAGGAAAUUCUGGCCCGAGUGGUACGUGGACAUCGACGACUUCUACUACGACGGCUCGAGCGAGAGCAGCGGCACGCCGUCGCGCCCGCUGGAGUUCGGCCUGUACUCGCGGACGGAGACGUUCGAGGAGGACGCGACGGGGAACAGCCUCUCGUACUCGCGCACGCCGGACUCCGAGUGCACCGCGCACUCGCUGAUGGACUCCGACCUGGACAUGGAGGGCUCCGACCCGGAGUCGCUCAAGUGUUAACCCCUCAGCGGCACCCCCAGCGCCCCCCCCCUGCACACCGGGGAAGAGGAAGGAGAGCGCGCGCCUCGGUGGGCGUGCCCGGGCGUGACGUCGUCGCGGGGCGUGGCCCCUUGCCGCAGCACCGCGUGCGCGCCCUUCCAUCCGCACGCGCCCCAUCUCUCCACAGAUACCAACGUUACAAAUAUUAUAUUAAUAUACUACUGCAGAGGAAGUGUGGAGAUGUACAAUAUGGAUCCUCAUCAGAAUACAGCUGUGAAAUAAUUCCUCUGCUUAAUAUAUUGAUGUUGUAAUGAAAUGCGUAAAGGCAGUGAAAAUGUGGAUGAAAGGCGGCUGUGUAUGAUCAGGCUCACAGACGGGCUCAGUGGUUUGAUUCCUGUAACUUCACUCUUCUGCCCAUCAGUCCACUCUCGACAUUCCCUGUAGGGGCUGAUUGACAUGUGUCUCUCCCAUCAUCCCUUCAGCUACAGGACUGUGCGAACAGGACUGAGAGAGCGCUACGUUUCGCUAGUCAGCACUAAUAAUACACGUGUUCUAAAAAGUGACUAAAUAAUGACCCGACAGCUCUUUUUAAUAGUCAUUUUGAAAUGAAAGGAGGAAGAUAAUAUCCUGAAGAAGAUUCUUCACUUGUAGGGUGUGAAGCCUUCUGACAGAAACAGUUUGUGUGUGUCAGUGUUUGCAAUGGCUUGUAAUUCUCUGAGGCCAGAGUGGUGUUCUUUAGGAUCUUGCACGAGGCCAGGUCUGAAGAAUCGCACAAAUAUGUGGCAGAGCAAAGCACACUGGCCUUUUUUAAAAAAAAAGCAAAAACAUUUUUUCAAAUAUUUUUUUUUUUGGACAAGUGAUUAGCUAACAAAUAAUCUUUGUUAGCUAAUGGUGUCAUGAUUGAGUCGAAUGCGAUCCGGAGCGGUUCAGAAGUCCUGCAGCUCAGAGAGAGUUUAUCACAGCGCCGCUGGUUCCACACAGAAUCUCUCAGACUCAGUGAGAAGAACAGCCACACAGCGGUAGCUGAUUCCUACAGAACUCUGCAGAGGACAGGGGCCAUGAGGAUUAUUUGCCUGCUGUCUGAGACUUCCCCACCCGACCUUCUAAAUAACCUGGUUCGAUGUGCGUCCUACUUAUUCCCGACAGAGAAGCUAUGUUAAAAUCAUUCGUUAUUGAGUUUCAAUCACCUGACUGCAUAAAGGUCCACUGUGUUGUCAUUAGUAUGCAGAAGCUGCAAUAUGGUGCAGCAGAACAGUUGAUCCUUUCGCCAUGGAAACAACGGAGCUGUGUCUGGAAGCAGUCGGAGCUCGGCAUCACUCAGCUUCCCGCUUCUGCCCUGCAGAAGCAAGAAAGCUCUCUGGAGCAUGAGCGCUAGCCUUAAUUAAAACUACCGUAAAUGAGAACCUGAAAUGUGAAGAAAUGAUGGCUAUUCAAAGAAACCCCCUGCAGUGCUUUGAUUGCUCCUUCUGGGAGGGAUUCGGUGGUCUGAUCUCAUGAAUAAUAAGAGUACCUGCAAUUCCAGUUCCUGAUCAGGCUGCCAGUGGCAGAAUCAGCACACUGCGGAGGUCCCUGUCCGUGUGCUGAGGACUUGCGCUGUUUUCCAGCUUCAGCUCAUGUGCUCCUGCAGAUUAACCUUGUUUCUAACGGUAACAGACCCGUGAUGCGUCUGCUGCCCCAACGGUGAGCGGCUGUAUUCACUUUAAUGGUCGACUGUGCGGCGACAUUAUCGGUGUGCGGUGUGGCUGUAUAAACCCUCUCUGUAGCUGUCUGAGUGUACAGUGUGGCUUUACAAACCCUCUGUGGCUGUGUGUCCAAAACAGUGAGAUAUCUUCCCAGCAUGAGACCAGCCAACUUCACUCGCAUGUGUUUGCCUUAGAUCAGAAAUCGCUGAGAUGACUCUAUGGACCGCCUUAUGAUUAUGAUUUGUGUUUACGUUAUGCCUGAGCCAGUACUUUAUGCUAUUUUAAAUUAAUUGUUCAUCUUCCGUUGAUAAAAUUAUUGUUGAAUUAUUUUUGACAAAUGAAAUGAACUUCAAAAACAGAUGUUUUUUUUCCUAAUGCAUUUUUCCAGCCAUUAACCAACAGAGUGAGACUCGGUGUGUUUUCUUCCAGUGCUAAGAACGCCUGACCGCACGUGCUCUCUGCACACCAGUAUGCAAGUAGAAGGAGCUACCGCCUCUGAAACAUUCGCCACCGCUCAGAAACAACCAAAUAAACGAGGAGAAGAGUGUGUGCUAGACUGUGCCAGAGCAGGAUUCACACCCCUCCCCUCACUUUCCAGUGUGUGCAUGUUUAAGGGGGAGGGCCACCAUUGUCUGUCCGUGUCUGUCUCUCUGUCUGUCUGUGUAAUCAUGGUCCUUAGCUUAGCUAGGUUUUCCUGACUGAGAGAGGCAGCGGGGUGAGUAUUGCCCUCAUGCAGCCAUCUCUGAGUAAAGGCUGAAGCAUGAGUAAAGAGCAGAACCGCAUGAACCAGACCUGGUCCACUUACACACAGGCACUCGAAAAGUUGCAAACUAGCGUUUAAACGUGAGCACCCAGUAGCGUGGCCGUUUCAAUGUUUGUGGUCCCCAUCGUGAAAGUGACCCAAAGCAGCGAGAGGUAAAUGGAAAACUAAAAUGGAAAGAUUUUGUGUUAUCAUACCUCAUAACUUGGCUUUGUUCUGUCUGGGCUGUGCUGUGGAAAUCUGCUGAGGAGGGUAUUCUGGAGUGUCCUUUUGCUCACACCUGACAAAAAUGGCAGUCUGGGUCCAGAGAGGGACCCCACUGUGUCAUUUCCUUGUACAAAUCAGUACCACUAGUUUAUGAAGCCAUAUUACAGAAUCAAUGUUGUGUAUGUUUAGACAGUUGUGGACUAUACUGGGUAAUGUACAUAGGAGUGUAAAACUGUACAUGAACAAAAUCACUGUAAGAUACCAUGUACUAAUUGACUUCCUAUGAAUGUACCAUAACCAGAGAUGAGUGGCUGUAUGGAAAUGAUUACUCUAUGAUACUAACUAAUAUUUAAUUAAAUAUAGCUGUUAUAAUUUUA
This is a messenger RNA of Anguilla rostrata (American eel), 4499 nucleotides long. It is a transcript of the gene faxca, whose product is annotated as failed axon connections homolog, metaxin like GST domain containing a. The record is from RefSeq and is a predicted model, not a curated record. Lineage: Eukaryota; Metazoa; Chordata; Actinopteri; Anguilliformes; Anguillidae. Gene Ontology annotation, cellular component: cytoplasm. The transcript has 6 exons. The coding region runs from base 277 to 1494 and encodes 405 amino acids.